Dendrobium catenatum is the source of this 1366-nucleotide messenger RNA. Its product is annotated as GPI mannosyltransferase 2-like. Bases 368 to 1210 code for a protein of 280 amino acids. Lineage: Eukaryota; Viridiplantae; Streptophyta; Magnoliopsida; Asparagales; Orchidaceae. The transcript is spliced from 6 exons. Gene Ontology annotation, molecular function: GPI mannosyltransferase activity; alpha-1,6-mannosyltransferase activity. Gene Ontology annotation, cellular component: mannosyltransferase complex; endoplasmic reticulum membrane. The record is from RefSeq and is a predicted model, not a curated record. Gene Ontology annotation, biological process: GPI anchor biosynthetic process.
UGCUGUUCGGCUUCGGUGCUUCGCGGGAGGUGUAGAGAUCGCAUUCGGCUCCCUCGUUGCCGUUCGAAUUUGCUCCUUCAACGACAUUCCCUUCUCAGAUCGGAAGUUACGACAUUUUGAUCGGAAGCAACGACGGGAGCUCGGUCGCUGUGAAGAUAACUUUCUCCCUUUCGCCCGCUUCUUCGGCCAAAUCCCGUAAAUCGGCCAAACUACAGGAUUUAGUAAAUCCGGGAUUUACUGAAAAAAGAGGGAAACGGAGGAUUUAUUCGGCCGUGAGAUUCAGGGCGUUCAAAUCCUGUUGGCAGACAGCCCUUAAAUCUUGCAUCCAAGCAGCCCCUUCAUUUCUCCCUCUUGUUCAAGCCGUGCGAUGCAGAAGUCCGAACGUUUCGUCCUUAGACUCGCCAUAUUCUCUCGGUUUCUCCUGAUAUCUCUAAUCAUCACGUGGAGACUUCUCUACCCGCGCUAUGAUUCUUCAGCUCAACUUAACCCUAGCUGCCUCUCUUCGUCUUCGACGGCCGACGAGCUAUCGCAUUUGAAGGAAGGUGAUCGAGUCCUAUGGCCGCGGGCUGGGGCGGCGAUCGAAGGAAGCGUUGUAUGGGACAGCGUCUACUUUGUCAGGAUCGCCGAGUGCGGUUAUGAGUACGAGCAGACCUAUGCUUUUCUUCCACUCCUCCCCCUGUCAAUUUCCUUGCUUUCGCGAUCCGUUUUUGCUCCUUUGAUCCCUGUGAUUGGAUAUAGAGCUGUGCUUGCGCUGUCGGGUUAUGUGCUGAACAACAUUGCCUUUGUUCUUGCUGCCAUUUAUUUCUACAAGCUAUCAUUUUUAAUAUUAAAGGACUCAGCAGCUUCCUUGCAAGCUUCUGUUUUGUUCUGUUUCAACCCUGCCUCUAUAUUCUACUCAUCAAUAUAUUCGGAGAGCCUUUAUGCGCUAUUUUCAUUUUGUGGAUUAUUUUACUUAUUUUCUGGUUCAAAUUAUGUGGCCAUUCUCCUGCUUGGUGUGUGUGGUACAGCUAGAUCAAAUGGAGCCAUUCAUGCUGGUUAUUUUUGCUUCAAGGCAUUGCUUCAAGCUUUUGAUGCCAUCACCAAUAAAAAUAGCAUCAGUGACAAACUUUUAAUCAACAAUAUUGAUGCUCUUUUUGUGCUCUUACCAAGAAGAGAGCCCGUGCACUCUGUCAGAACCAUUUGGUUUGAUGGUCCUUCCCAACUCUUGUGAAGUUUGCUCUGCAGGCUAUUGUUGGUGGAGCCGCUUACUCAAUUUGUCUGUUUGUUCCAUUUGCUGCUUUCCAAGCUUAUGGAUACUACAAUAUCUGUGUUUGUGCUUCGAAUGGGUUGAGACCAUGGUGCAACUCAAGAGUACCUAAUUUGUAUG